Schistosoma curassoni is the source of this 2252-nucleotide messenger RNA. NCBI's taxonomy places the organism in Eukaryota, Metazoa, Platyhelminthes, Trematoda, Strigeidida, Schistosomatidae. The record is from the annotation of a GenBank genome assembly.
AUGGGAAAUUUUGUUGGACCAAGAAAAAAAUUAUCAAGAGAAGAUUUAACAUUUCUUAAAGAGAAUACACAUUUUACUAAACGACAAAUUAAACAAUGGUAUAAUGGAUUUAUACGUGAUUGUCCAUCAGGUCAAUUAAGUAAAAAGAAAUUUAUUGAAGUGUAUUCUGGAUUUUUCCCUGAUGGUAAUGCGGAAAAAUUUUGUACACAUGUAUUUCGUACAUUCGAUAAAGAUAAUUCUGGUCGAAUUGAUUUUAAAGAAUUUUUAUUAGCUAUUAAUAUAACAUCAGGUGGUGAUCCAGAAGAGAAAUUAGAAUGGGCUUAUCAAAUGUAUGAUAUUGAUGGUAAUGGUACUAUAGAACGAACUGAAAUGGUUGAAAUUAUUCGAGCUAUUUAUUCAAUGCUUGGUACAGAUAAUACAGCUGUGGAUAUUAGUCCAGAAGCUAGAGCUGAAGAAAUAUUUGAAAAAAUGGAUGAAAAUGGUGAUGGUGUAUUAACACGUGAAGAAUUUAUGAAAGGAUGUAUGGAAGAUAGUCAACUUAAAGCUAUGCUAUUAGCUGAUGAUCCAAUUGAAUAAAAAGAAGAAAAGAAGAACAAUCAUUAUAUAAAUAAUCAACAAUAACCCAUCCAAAAUGAAUCAUCUGUAAACAAACAAGCAAACAAACAAAGAAUUCUAUAACGAACCAUUUCUUUUUAGCAUCAUCAUCAUUAUCAUCAUCAUGAGUAUAGAUUAUUCAUAUUCAUCUAUUUUUCGAAUUAGCGUAUUCUACAGCGUGUUAGUAUUCUAUAUGAGAUAGAGUCACUAACUUCAUUCCCAACCCACCCCUUCUUUUUUAUCUGAGCUUAGGACUGGCAGUAGUUCCAGAGGUCCUCGAGGUGGAAUUCAUAUACAUAUAUAUAUAUAUAUAUAUAUAUAUAUAUAUAUUCUUCUAAAUAAUGUUUCAUAUCUUUCUCAUAUUUGUUUUAAUAAAUUUUAAAAAAUUUUCAGGCGGUUCAUUCAAAACUUCACGAUACAUGAAAUUUCCUCAUCUCCUCUUUUGAAUAUUUGCAUAUUUCAUUGAAUCUAUUCAUAUAAAAAGUAUAUUAUAAUUAUGUAAUACACAUUUCAUAUAGACAUUUAUAGAAAUCCAUUGAAUAGAAUGAAUCAAUAAAGAGUGAAUAAUAAUACAUAUGCCAUAGUAACCGUUUAUUUCCUUUAAUCAUUUCUUGGAUGACGUUUAGUGAUAUUCAUGCCUAGUUCAUUUAUUUAUUUGGUUAGUUGCUAAGGUGAUAAAUGUAUUUUUGGUAUGAGUUUUCUUCUUUUUUUUCUUUUCUCGUUUUUUUUGUUUUUGAUUUUCAAUUUCUUCCUCUAAUUCAACAUCAUGAUGACACUUACCAAAAAAAAGAAAGAAAAACACCAACAAUGACGUAACAUCUUUUCUUUUAUUCUUUAUUCUCUAUUCAUCAAUCAUCAAUGAUCCAUUGAAUAUAAGAUCAUUCAUUAUAGAAAAGUUUCAUAUGAUGAUUAAAUGGAAGAUUUUAUUCUAAAUAAAGUACAUUGACAAGAUUUCUAAUCUAAAGUUAUAAUUGUAGAAUUAAACAAUAGGGCAAACUAACUAUUCAAGUUUCAAUAGAUUCAUCAUAUUACCUAUUGAAAUGAUGAUCAUAUCCACACAUACACACACACAUACACACAAACCCCUUCUUUCUGAUGAUGACAUAAUAAAUAAGCAUUGGAUUGUUUCAUUUUCUUUCUAUAUAUAUAUAUUGGUUAACUUGUUUAUUAUCAGAAGGGGUUUUGUGUAACAUCAAUAUAGAAACAAUAAAUGACUAUUCAAUCAGUAUUUGUAAGAUUUGAUAAUUGUGCAUUUCUUUUCUCUCGUUUUUUUCUGUUUUUUUUUUAAAAAAAGAAAAACUUUAAGAAAACAGGGUGAACCUUUUCAAAAUAUACCAUUCCCCCCCCCUCUCACUCACUCACUCACUCACUCACACAUUGUUACUCACUGACCCUCAGCCACCCACCCACUCACUCACCCACUCCCUCACUCGCUCACUCACUCUUACCCUCGCUAUUAUUAUAAAUGAAACCUUAAAAUGUAUAUUUUUUUUCGUUUGUCUUACAUAACUCAUUAAAUUUUACUCAUAUUCUUAUUAUUAUUGUAAAUAAUUGAUUAUAUAAUCAAGCAUAGUAACAAAAAUACCCAUUCUAUUCUUAUUGUAUGAAUAUAUACAUAUAUACAUUUGAUUGUAUACAAAAUAAAAUUGAGAUAACAA